CACCCAAAUACAUAAAAACAGUGAAUAACAAGCACAAAGGAACUCAUCGAUAAUAACACAAUAGUAGUAGGGGACCUUAAGGCCUGAGUUACAUCAAUGGACAGGUGGUCUAAACAGAAAAUCAACAAGGAGCCAAUGGCUUUGAAUGACCCACUGGGCCAGAUGGGUUUAGCAGAUAUGUUUCAGAAUAUUCCAUCCGAAAGCAGCAGAAUACACAUUGUUUUCAAGCACCCAGGGAACAUUUUCCAGAAUACAGGUGGACACGUUGACUCUGGGUCUCCAGAGCAUCCUGGUUUCUAGCACAUCCCGAUCCAAUGCCACUUGCUGCUUAUCUGAAAUAAGUUAAUGACGUGGAAUAAAAAGUAUUCCAAUAAAAACAUAACUCUUCUAAGAUCUGUUACUGUCUUGAGGUUGAAAACCAGCAGACAAAAUGCACAACGAAAUGGAAUGUUUGAAAGAUUUUCUGACCGAGUUCCCAAGGAGUUUAGAGGGCACUGGAUUUCCCUCUCUGACUGUCCGAUGUGAUGUCACGUUCAAGGGUAUGCAAUCUCAGGUGACACGGCCUGGCAUAGAGCCCCGCUUUCCUGCCUUGCAUUUGGUCCAAUCAGGUAUGGAGGUUGCCCGUGACGUCAGGAAGCGCAGCCACUAUAAAUGGGCCAGCGCCCCCGCCCCCUCCUUCCCCCGCAGCCGCCAUUGUCCUUCCUUCUGGAGCGUGCGAAAGGCGAGCCCCACAUGGCGGAGCCUGGCUGUGAGACCUCUCAGGAGGAAAGCCUGGGCACAGUGGAGGAGCCCACAGAAGCUGACCUGAAGGGCCCAAAGCAGAAUUCGCCAAGGGGCCAAUGCCGCCGCCGCCGCCGCCGCCGCCGCUGCCACCACCGCCGCCGCUGCUGCUCCCACAACAGUUUCGCCACCUACUUCCCCAGGGUUCUGAAGCAGGUUCACGAGGGCCUGAGCCUCUCAAAGAAGGCCGUGAGCGUCUUGGAUUCGUUCGUCAAGGACAUCUUCGAGCGCAUCGCCGACGAGGCCUCUUGCCUGGCCCGCUCCACCCAGCGCACCACCAUCACCUCCAGGGAGAUCCAGACAGCUGUGCGCCUGCUGCUGCCUGGGGAGCUUGGCAAGCAUGCCGUGUCCGAGGCCACCAAAGCCAACCUCAGGUACACCUUCUGCCAGUGAGCUGCCUCGGGACCACCUGACCACCUCGUAAACCAAAGGCUCUUUUCAGAGCCACCUUACUUGGCGGGACAGACCUGUAGCUUUAAAAAGUGGGACUAACUCUAUAGUUUUUGCUCUUGCUGCGGCAUUCUGUGGAUAUUUACAGCAUUUUUACUUUGAACAAAACAGGAUCAGCACUACUUUUAAUCUGUAUUGGAGUGCACUUUAUUCCUUGGACAGCUGUGGGCUCUCCUUAACCAUGCGGCAUUUCUUGGGUUUCCCAAACACUCAUUUCUGUUAGUUAUUUC
Lutra lutra (Eurasian river otter) is the source of this 1460-nucleotide messenger RNA. Its product is annotated as late histone H2B.L4-like. The record is from RefSeq and is a predicted model, not a curated record. Gene Ontology annotation, molecular function: DNA binding; structural constituent of chromatin; protein heterodimerization activity. Gene Ontology annotation, cellular component: nucleosome. The coding region runs from base 652 to 1173 and encodes 173 amino acids. Lineage: Eukaryota; Metazoa; Chordata; Mammalia; Carnivora; Mustelidae. Gene Ontology annotation, biological process: nucleosome assembly. The transcript has a single exon.